Alosa alosa (allis shad) is the source of this 453-nucleotide messenger RNA. Its product is annotated as mannose-specific lectin-like. The record is from RefSeq and is a predicted model, not a curated record. NCBI's taxonomy places the organism in Eukaryota, Metazoa, Chordata, Actinopteri, Clupeiformes, Clupeidae.
CUUACAGGGACCAUUGAACUCCUUGAGCAUCAUGAGCAGGAACUUUCUGUCCACCAAUGAUGAGCUCCGUAAGGGUGACUUCCUGAUUUCUAACAAUCAACAAUACAAGGCUAUCUUUCAGGAAGAUGGCAACUUUGUCAUCUAUGGCUGGCGUCCAAUCUGGUCCUCAAAAACUGAUGGUAAUCAAGAGGCACACCGCCUUGUUAUGCAGCAAGACUGCAACUUUGUCAUGUACACAAAGGGUGACAAACCUUGUUGGUCAACUAGCUCUUAUAAUGCGUGUGAAGAUUGUCGUUGCCGUGUAUUUUUGCGUGAUGAUGGUGUCCUGGAAGUUGAUCGGAAUGGAGAGAAGAAGUGGACUUCACAUUAGAAGUAGUGCACAAGAUGUGAGAGAAGAAAGUGAAUGUAAAUGUGAUAAUGAAUAUGAUGCUUUAUUGUCUAUUGACUUCAAAU